CUGAUGCUAUUAUAUGUUUGGUUCAAAGAUACGACUGCUACCCACUUAUUCUUCUCCCGCAAAAUUUCAUUCCAUUUCUCUGUCUUUUUCUCUGCAUAAUAAUGUAACUGUAAUAUAAUCAUGCUGUUGAAAUCGGUAUCAAAGAGGUAGAAAUGAAGCCAAGUCUUAGGCUGAAGGGUUUUAAUAGAAAUUCCUUGCACGCAAGUUGUUUAUUCUGUUACCAGAUUUCUUUAGCUACAACUCUGGCAAAAUUAAUUGGUUAUCCCUUUUCAUAAUUGUUGAAAUGUCGCUUAUGUUGUCCUCUUGUACUGUUGCUUCCUUUUUGCAUAUCAAGCUUUGUAAUCUGAUACCUCAAACUCAUUCCCCGUCUGAGCUGAGAAAUUUUGUUCUUCCAUGCAAAGUUCAAUUGGGUUGUCGUACUAAAAGCUUUUCUAGAAGUUUGUCUUACAAACUGCUUCAUUUUUCGUCCUCUGUUGCACAAGCUUCGACUGACUCAAAACCCCAGUUGUUUACCGAAGAUGACACGGAAUCUUUCGAAAGGGAAGAUCACAAUAACGUUGAAGAUGUGGGAUCACCCUGGGAAGGGGCUAUUAUUUAUAAAAGAAACCCUUCUAUUACUCAUGUGGAAUAUUGCACAACUUUAGAGAGGCUUGGCUUAGGAAGGCUUUCUACUGAAAUCUCAAAGUCUAAGGCUUCAGCAAUAGGGUUACGUGUCACAAAAUCUGUCAAAGAUUAUCCACAUGGAACACCUGUUCAGAUCUCGAUUGAUGUCACAAGGAAGAAGCAAAAGUUGAGGCUUGAUGGAAUCAUAAAAACUGUCAUCACCCUUGACUGCAAUAGGUGUGCUGAACCAGCGGCUGAACUUGUAUUCUCUAACUUCUCACUCUUACUGACUGAACAACCUAUUGAUGAGCCGGAUAUUAUUGACAUGGGAACAGUAUAUGGGGCGGACAAAUAUAAGCCAUCUAAGGGAAACAUUGAAGAAGAUGAUGAUGAUUCAAUUGAUUGGGAUGAUCGACUGCAUUUUCCUCCAGAAGAAAAAGAAAUUGAUAUUUCAAAGAAUAUAAGAGACACAGUGCAUGUGGAAAUUACUAUAACUGCGAUUUGUGAUCCAAAGUGCAAGGGGGCAUGCCUCAAAUGUGGUACAAAUUUGAACACUAGUAAAUGUAACUGUAGCAAAGAGCAAGUUCUUCAGGAGCAAACUUAUGGUCCCCUUGGAAACUUGAGAAAACGAAUGGAAGGGAAAUGAGGGUGGUUGAGUGCAAAAUAAGUUAUGAGUUCAUGAAAAUACCUUUGUGGUUCUCUGUUUGUUUAACUUUUUUGUGUGCUUUUAAUUAACAAACAUAUUAUUGUAAUAGCUUCAAUAUAUUUGCACUUGAUGAUGAAAUUAUACAAGAUUUUAUAGACUAAAUAAAUAAUCCAACUCCUUAGUUUUA
Messenger RNA from Mangifera indica (mango), 1436 nucleotides. RefSeq names its product large ribosomal RNA subunit accumulation protein YCED homolog 1, chloroplastic. The transcript has 3 exons. The coding region runs from base 284 to 1249 and encodes 321 amino acids. NCBI's taxonomy places the organism in Eukaryota, Viridiplantae, Streptophyta, Magnoliopsida, Sapindales, Anacardiaceae. The record is from RefSeq and is a predicted model, not a curated record.